Messenger RNA from Cylindrotheca closterium, 1386 nucleotides. NCBI's taxonomy places the organism in Eukaryota, Bacillariophyta, Bacillariophyceae, Bacillariales, Bacillariaceae. The record is from the annotation of a GenBank genome assembly.
AUGGCACGCAAAAAGAAUGCACAACCCAAAAGACGCUUAGACACUACUAGUGGUGAUGAUAAUGGAAAUGGAAAGAAACAUUCCAAACGGCCCACAUUUUACUUUCCGGAUCGUCGGACCACUAACGUGAUUCCUGCUGAUGAUUCAAAUCAUCCCAUGUUGGCCACACUUCCGACCUUUUUGAAGAAAUUUCAAGAGAGAAUACCCCAAAUGAUCAAGGAAUACCAAGAGGCAUUGAGAAAAGGAAAAGUGGAUUUGAAUACUUGGUACAAGGGAUUCCGUCUCAUUACUGGGAAUCGCAUCGAACUCAAGGUUCUGAGCGAGUGGUUGAUGGAAGAGUUUGCUGACAAAGAUUGGAAUCCAGUCCAAUUGAUUCAAUACGCGCAAUCUCAAGCCCAGAAAGAUGAGCGUAUCAUCAACAAUAUACUUGAAAAUCAUGGCCAAGUGUAUUUUUCCGAGUGGAGCAUGAUCGUCAGCUCGUCCUGUCAGGUCCAAACGAUUCACAUUGACGUUCCGGCCAACAAUUAUCAAUUUGGACUGGUACUGCAAGAUAAUGUCCCAGGAACCAUGGUGUUACACCAACAUGGAGUCACUCCAAAAACGCCAGAGGAAUUGUGCUCUACAGCAUGGAAGGAUGCACCUGCACUAUUGAAAGACUGUAUUUUGAAGAAUGUUAUAGUCCAGAAUCGAAUGCAACAGUUGCUACAUUCCUACGGACCACUCUUGAUUCCAAGAGCCGAAUUGGAAUCUUGCAUGGUGGGUGGAGACAAGAAACCUCUUGUGCCUGCUGGGCUUAAAUGCGGCGACUUGAUUUGUACGGCAGGAGGGAUUCCUCAUGCCGGACCAGCAUGCCAAUCAUUUCGAGCAGUGGUCUUUGCCGCCGCCUCUCCCACCAAAGAGUCUUUAUACAAUGUGGAUGAACAAUAUUUUGCUCACUCGGUUAUAUUGCUUGCCAUCCAAGUGGUCUGGGAUGCCUUGUCGUCGUCGUCGUCGUUGGAAGAUGGUUUAGAGUUGGAAUCACCAUCAUUAUCAUCCAAGAGGUGGCUGUUGCAACAGCUUGCCAAAACGGUACACGACUAUGAAACGGGACCAAUCGAGAAUCAUAAUUAUGUCUCCAAAGCCUUCACCAAGUUGAUGCAUGAAAUGGCAAAGGUGUAUCAAGAUGAAGAUGACCAUGAUAAUGAUGAUAAUGUAGUGGAGGAAUCUUCUGCAACAACCAAAACGCAGGCCAUCAGUGGUCAGCAGACCGAGACCACCAACGCCUCCUCCACUCGAAAGCCGACAAAGGAUCGCAUGGAACAAGUCAUAUCCGCCUUUUUGAAACAAAAUGCCUCCAAAUCGGAGCAAGAAUUGUUCCAAUAUCGACCGAAUACGAUUCGGAAGUGA